Rhodotorula toruloides NP11 is the source of this 510-nucleotide messenger RNA. RefSeq lists its product as uncharacterized. The record is from RefSeq and is a predicted model, not a curated record. Lineage: Eukaryota; Fungi; Basidiomycota; Microbotryomycetes; Sporidiobolales; Sporidiobolaceae. The transcript has 3 exons. Bases 1 to 510 code for a protein of 169 amino acids.
AUGGCGAGUACACACAAGCCUAGCGACCUCGAUGCAAUUGUUCCACCCGCACAGCAAACCGUCCUGACCCACUCAGCCGCUCAGGGCAUCCAAAUCGCAUCCAUCAUCUCACCAGCCUACCUGACCCUCUCUUCUCUCCGGCGUCGCUCCUCUCCGCCCGUCUCCCCCGCUUCCACCGUAGCAGCAACCACCAAAUCCCCUUCUCGCCUCACCCCCCUCUUACGGCGUCACGUCCUGCACUCCUUCCUCCUCGGACCCUUGGCGGGACUUGCGAUCGGAGCAGGGAGGAUGUAUACCCGUCCGAACGAGAAGGGGGAGGGAGCGUUGGCGAGCGAGGUUAAGAGGGAUAGGGGCGUGCGGAAGGCGGAGGAUUGGGCGGUUAUUGGAGGCGUGCUUGGGGCUCUCAUCCUCCCAACCCUCCUCCUUCGACGAGCCGCCUUCCCGCUCCUUGCCCUCUCGGGAUCCUCACUCGGCUGCGCAGUAGGCACAGUAGCGAGCUGGACGCAAUAG